UCCAAUAUUUGGUGUUUUAAUUGACUUAAAGCGCUAACAUCCUGUAAUCAGUAGUAACAUCCUUUCCGCAUGUGGAUGACUCCCAGUGGCAUUGAAAACGUUUAUUCGUAACUCUGCAGAAACGUUAAGAUGUCGGGAGGUCUGGAGGUUUUGAGUUUGAAGGAGGAUGAUGUUACGAAGAUGCUUACUGCGUGUACUCACAUAGGAAGCGAUAAUGUUGAUUAUCAGAUGGAACAGUACGUGUACAAGCGUCGUCCCGAUGGCAAUUACAUAAUUAACCUGCGUCGGACUUGGGAGAAAGUUCUGCUUGCUGCUCGUGCAAUUGUUGCCAUUGAACAUCCAUCUGAAGUGUUUGUGAUAUCUUCACGUAAUUAUGGUCAGCGAGCAGUUCUAAAAUUUGCUGCCCACACCGGAGCUACUCCCAUUGCCGGACGGUUCACACCUGGCGCAUUCACCAAUCAGAUUCAAGCAGCGUUCCGUGAACCCCGUCUUCUGGUUGUCACGGAUCCUGCCCAAGACCAUCAGCCAAUUACUGAGGCUUCUUAUGUUAACAUUCCAGUAAUUGCUUUCUGCAAUACUGAUUCUCCUCUUCGCUUUGUCGACAUUGCAAUUCCAUGCAAUAGCAAAUCUGCACAUUCUAUUGGGCUGAUGUGGUGGCUGUUGGCGCGCGAAGUUCUGCGUUUCCGUGGCUCCAUCCCUCGUGAUGGAAAGUGGGAUGUUGUUGUAGAUCUCUUCUUUUACAGAGACCCGGAUGAGGCUGAAAAGGAGGAGCAGGCCGUAAAAGAAGUGGUGGCAGCCCCGCUGAAGACGACUGAUGGCGAGUUUACGUCGCAGCCAGCUGAAGUCUGGGCUAAUGAGAUGGUCACGGAGCCAGUAACACGCACUUGGGGCGAGGAGGUGCCAGUCACCGCACCUGUAGUAGGGACUACUGCUCCGCCCGUCACAUACAACUCAGAAGACUGGGCUUCACAGGUGCCUGAUGAGUGGAGACCAACCAAUGCAGUUGCUCCUGCCAAUGAGUGGGGUGGUUCAAAUAGUUGGAAUUAAACUGUUAUUUAACUCAGUCAUUUUGUCUGUUUUGAAAUGCAGUGUAUACUGAAUUGCCCAGAGGAUUGUGAUAAAUUGAGAGGUUCAUGAAU
Messenger RNA from Zootermopsis nevadensis, 1139 nucleotides. It is a transcript of the gene sta, whose product is annotated as stubarista 40S ribosomal protein SA. Lineage: Eukaryota; Metazoa; Arthropoda; Insecta; Blattodea; Termopsidae. The record is from RefSeq and is a predicted model, not a curated record. Gene Ontology annotation, cellular component: ribosome; small ribosomal subunit. Gene Ontology annotation, molecular function: structural constituent of ribosome. Gene Ontology annotation, biological process: translation.